Messenger RNA from Pogona vitticeps (central bearded dragon), 4903 nucleotides. It is a transcript of the gene PLCL2, whose product is annotated as phospholipase C like 2. Gene Ontology annotation, molecular function: phosphatidylinositol-4,5-bisphosphate phospholipase C activity; GABA receptor binding; inositol 1,4,5 trisphosphate binding. The record is from RefSeq and is a predicted model, not a curated record. Lineage: Eukaryota; Metazoa; Chordata; Lepidosauria; Squamata; Agamidae. Gene Ontology annotation, biological process: release of sequestered calcium ion into cytosol; gamma-aminobutyric acid signaling pathway; phosphatidylinositol-mediated signaling.
CUUUGUUGUUUUGUUUCUGGGAAAGCUGCAACCCUUCCCCUCUCCGCGUGUGAGCGCAUGUGUGUGUGUGUGUGUGUUUGUGUGAGACGGUACGUGUGUUGCAUUUCGCUUCUCUGUUCCUUGACACCCCCUCCUUCCUGGUCUUCCGCGCAUGUGAUACGUAGUUUUGUAUACCCCCCCCCCUUUUAAAUCACCCUUUGGUUAGUCUUAAUGUGUGAUCAGGCAGAUUGUCACGUUUCGGUCUCUGUCUCUCCCGCCUCCCCACGACCGCCUUUUCUGAGUCCAGGUGCUGAAAACCUUCGGCUGGUCCUGGCAGAGCCGGCUUCUCGGAGAUCGCUCAGGCGCUUUGCAACCUUCGCCGUUUCACCGACGGCCAGAGAAGGAAGAGUUUUGCAACCGGCCUCUUCAGAUCCUUUGCAUAGACCGAGGACGAGAAAAAGCGGAAGAAGAAGCGCAAGCAUCAUCGCGGAGCUGCUGUUGCAGGAGGGGGGAGCCGGAGGAGGAGGAGGAGGAGGAGGACGGGCGGCAAUAUUGCUGCUUCUCUGGAACCGCCGGCGAGGCUGAUGGCGGAGUUUGGCAGCCGAGGAGGUGGCCCCACCAGUGGGGGGAUCACGUCCUCCCCAAGUCCGGCACAUGGAAAAGUAGCCUUCAAAGCAGGCGAUGGAGAAGGUGGAGGAGGUGGUGGUGGUGGUGGAGGAGGUGGUAGUGGAGGUAGUAGCAGUAGUGGGGCUACAAGAACCCACUUGGACAGUGCUGGCAAUGGGGUCUCCAAUGGCGAUUGUGCUGUAUUGGGAGCAAGAGAGGACACAGAGGUGGCCCAGCCUGGGAGUCCUGGCACAGAGAGAGGAUACUCUGCCCUGCACCCGGAAGGCAAAUCUGGUAACCCCAGGAAAACCAGCAUCAUCAAGGAUGGUACGAAGCAAAAAAGAGAACGGAAGAAGACAGUGUCCUUUAGCAGCAUGCCUACCGAGAAGAAGAUUAGUAGUGCAAGCGACUGUAUUAAUGCCAUGGUUGAAGGCUCGGAACUCCGAAAGGUUCGAUCAAAUUCUAGAAUAUAUCAUCGGUACUUCCUUUUAGAUGCAGAUAUGCAGUCCCUCCGUUGGGAACCAUCGAAGAAGGAUUCUGAAAAAGCAAAGAUUGACAUUAAAUCUAUCAAAGAAGUGAGAACAGGGAAAAAUACUGACAUUUUUCGCAGUAAUGGAAUUUCUGAUCAGAUAUCAGAAGACUGUGCAUUCUCAAUUAUUUAUGGAGAGAAUUACGAAUCUCUAGAUCUUGUUGCAAAUUCUGCGGAUGUUGCAAACAUUUGGGUUACUGGUUUAAGGUACCUAAUAUCUUAUGGAAAACACACGCUGGAUAUGCUAGAAAGUAGCCAAGAUAAAAUGCGGACUUCAUGGGUUUCCCAAAUGUUCAGUGAAACAGAUGUUGAUGAUUUGGGGCAUAUAUCCUUGUGCAGAGCUGUACAGUUUAUAAAAAACUUGAAUCCUGGUUUAAAGACAAGUAAAAUUGAACUGAAAUUCAAAGAGCUACACAGAUCAAAAGAUAAACCUGGUAUAGAAGUCACAAAGGAAGAAUUUAUUGAAGUUUUUCAUGAGCUUUGCACUCGCCCUGAAAUUUAUUUCUUGUUAGUUCAGUUUUCUAGCAAUAAAGAAUUUGUUGACACCAAGGACCUUAUGAUGUUUUUAGAAGCAGAACAGGGUAUGGCACAUGUCACUGAAGAAAUAAGCUUUGAUAUUAUUCAUAAAUAUGAGCCAUCUAAAGAGGGUCAGGAAAAGGGCUGGCUUUCCAUUGAUGGUUUUACAAAUUAUCUUACUUCCCCAGAAUGUCAUAUAUUUGACCCAGAACAUAAAAAGAUAUGCCAGGACAUGAACCAACCAUUAUCUCAUUAUUUCAUUAAUUCAUCUCACAAUACGUACUUGAUAGAGGACCAAUUCCGAGGCCCAUCUGACAUCACAGGAUAUAUUCGUGCACUGAAAAUGGGAUGUCGAAGUGUUGAGUUGGAUGUAUGGGAUGGUCCUGACAAUGAGCCUGUAAUUUUUACUGGGCACACAAUGACCUCGCAGAUAGUCUUCCGCAGUGUAAUUGACAUUAUUAACAAAUAUGCAUUCUUUGCUUCAGAAUACCCUCUUAUUUUGUGCUUAGAAAACCAUUGUUCUCUCAAGCAGCAAAAAGUGAUGGUUCAACAUUUAAAGAAAAUUUUGGGAGACAAGCUGUACACACAGUCUCCAAACACAAAUGAAUCUUACCUGCCUUCUCCUGAAUCUCUGAAAGGGCAAAUACUGAUCAAAGCGAAAAAGUUAUCUUCUAAUUGUUCUGGACUAGAGGGAGAUGUUACAGAUGAAGAUGAAGGAGCUGAAAUGUCACAGAGAGUGGCAAAGGAGGGGGUGGAGCAACAGAACCCUGUCCCAGUGAAACGGUUUCAGCUCUGUAAGGAGCUUUCAGAACUGGUCAGCAUCUGUAAGUCAGUUCAGUUCAAAGAUUUUCAGGUUUCAUUUCAGCUUCAGAAAUACUGGGAAGUUUGCUCCUUUAAUGAAGUGCUUGCUACCAAAUAUGCGAAUGAAAACCCUGGAGACUUUGUGAAUUACAACAAACGUUUUCUGGCCAGAGUUUUUCCUAGUCCCAUGAGAAUUGAUUCCAGUAAUAUGAACCCACAGGAUUUUUGGAAGUGUGGCUGUCAGAUAGUGGCAAUGAACUUCCAGACACCUGGACUGAUGAUGGACCUCAACAUUGGUUGGUUUCGACAAAAUGGUAACUGUGGCUAUGUACUGCGGCCUGCUAUCAUGCGUGAAGAAAUAUCUUUCUUUAGUGCCAAUACGAAGGAUACUGUGCCAGGAGUUUCACCUCAACUUCUUCACGUUAAGAUUAUUAGUGGGCAGAACUUUCCCAAACCAAAAGGAUCAGGUGCCAAAGGUGAUGUUGUAGAUCCGUAUGUCUAUGUAGAAAUCCAUGGAAUCCCAGCAGACUGUGCAGAGCAAAGGACAAAAACUGUACACCAGAAUGGAGACAAUCCGAUUUUUGAUGAGAGUUUUGAAUUUCAGAUUAAUCUACCUGAACUUGCCAUGGUGCGGUUUGUAGUGCUAGAUGAUGAUUAUAUUGGGGAUGAAUUUAUUGGGCAGUACACAAUUCCUUUUGAGUGUUUACAGACAGGAUACCGUCAUGUACCUCUACAGUCUUUAGUAGGAGAACCUCUAGCACAUACUUCUUUGUUUGUCCAUGUGGCAAUUACUAAUCGUAGGGGUGGCGGGAAGCCUCAUAAAAGGGGUCUUUCUGUGAGGAAAAGCAAGAAAUCCAGAGACUAUGCCUGCAUGAGGACAUUAUGGAUUAAAACUAUUGAUGAGGUAUUCAAGACUGCUCUCCAGCCCAUACGGGAUGCCACAGAUUUGAGAGAAAACAUGCAGAAUGCAGUAGUUUCUUUCAAAGAGCUGUGUGGCCUCUCUCCUGUAGCAAAUCUUAUGCAGUGCAUUCUAGCAGUAUCUACACGCUUGGUGAGAUCAGAUAACACCUCCUUGGUGGUCGUGAAUCUUAAUGAUCAGUAUCCCUCUAUGGAAUUGCAAGGCAUUGUUCCAGAGGUUUUGAAAAAAAUUGUAACAGCAUAUGAAAUGAUGAUUCAUACUAUCAAGACUCUGAUAGAAAAUUCAGAUAAUGUAUAUGAAAAAAUAGUCCAAUGCCAAAAAGCAGCCAUGGAAUUCCAUGAACACUUACAAAGCAUAGGAGCCAAGGAAGGUUUAAAGGAGAGAAAACUGCAAAAAGCUGUGGAGAGUUUCACUUGGAAUAUUACAAUUCUAAAGGGCCAGGCAGAUCUUCUUAAAUAUGCUAAAAAUGAGGCACUGGAGAAUCUAAAGCAAAUCCACUAUGCCACUGUUUCCUGUGGACUAAAUAAGCCAGGAUCUGAAAAUGCUGAGCCUUCGAAGCCACGUCGAAGCCUGGAAGCUAUACCUGAAAAGAUGCCUGAAGAAAAUGGAGAAUGAAAGAAAACUCUUCACUAUUUUGGAGUUUAUAACUCUGCAACCAUUGUAGCUGCACAGGACAUUUUGCUUUGCACUUACUAGUUUGGAGGAAAUCCUGGAAUUUUAAAAGCACAACUGGAGAAGCUAAUUACAAUCCAUGAAAACUGUGAAUGUAUGUAGCAAUUCUGUGUAUGAAGGCAGUAGGAUUGUCCUAACAUGGACGUAGUAUCGCUGGCUAACACACGCUAUAUGUGUAAAUAAUGUCAUCAUUCAAAAACAGUGUGCAGAAAAUAUCAUUACCAUUCAACAAAGAAUCAAAUGAGUUUUCCUUACUGGAAAUACAAUAUAAUGGCAAGGGAAGGAGCUUUUGUCAUUGCUUCAAGAGAAGUGCCUUGAUUUUGGAGGAAAUCUAGGUGUGCAGUGCAAUUUCUUUGAUUUAAAAGCAGCACAGUUCUAUAGUAGUUCACAGUAAAGAGGCCUGUUGUUGCACACCACAUAUAUAAAAACAAACAAACCCAGGGUUGGAAGUGUAGGUAAAAGAAAACACAAAACGUUGUGGUCCAGAUACUUGGCAGUGUUCAGGUCUAAAAUUACUACCGUCAUUUUGGGUUUUCUGUUCUGUUGUUGAGCCAUAAAUAAAAAGGGGAAUGUAAAUACAAAGUGCUCAGUUGUGGCACAGUGCACUAUGGGAGAGCCAUGGCACAAGAAGGAAUAUGUGCAAUCAGUCUGCCAUAAAAUGCCUAAGGUGCAAACCUGUUUCCACUGAAGAACAUCUGCAGAUGUCUACAGCUAAUGUAAAAGUGACCAAACUGCAAAGAAAACAUUGUAAAUAAUUUUAUCAUUUUAUGGAUGUGAACAAGUAUUCACAUUAAAAUGUUUUAUGAUAUGAUUCCCAUUUUAUUGGCCUCAUGUGAACUCUAACUUUUUUUUUGCUUGUUUCAGGUUUAAAUACCGUAUUU